Messenger RNA from Diaporthe batatas, 1099 nucleotides. RefSeq lists its product as uncharacterized. The transcript has a single exon. Lineage: Eukaryota; Fungi; Ascomycota; Sordariomycetes; Diaporthales; Diaporthaceae. The record is from RefSeq and is a predicted model, not a curated record. Bases 265 to 861 code for a protein of 198 amino acids.
GAAACGCAGCCAGGACCCUGAAUAUAGAUCGCCCGCCGCAAAUCUGGGGUUCCACCAAUGUGUGACUUGUUACAACCAAACUGGCAGAGAGUCAAGAGUCAGGAGAAUUGAAACCAGCUACUCGCCGAUCACCCUGCCUUAAAGAACAAUCCGGGCAGCACAUUCCCGUCUGAACCACCUAUCCAGCCUGUCAACCACCAGCUCUCGUCAAAUUUCAGACCACAAUACCCACCACACAAAAUCACACACAUACACACAUACACAAUGAAGCUAUCAUCAAUCACAUCUGGCCUCCUGGGCCUGCUCUCAACCCAGGAGCCAAGCAGCGCCGGAACACAGCACAGACAAGGCAGCUCCCCCUCCGUCUACAUACUCCAGACCACACCACAAGCCACGAGGGCCUCGGCACAAGCCCUCCGCGCCCUGGGCUACAGGAAAGCGUGCACCACAGGGUCCGAGGCGCAGUGCAGCCAGGCCGGGCCCACCUACACGGAACUCAGCACGGGCGAGGACGCCCUCGACGCCUUCAGGCCCGACGGCGACUCCAAGUUCAUCAUCCCGUGGGACCUCCGGGCGCAGCGCGAGGGCCAGGUCCACGGCCACCACAUGCACCACAAGAGGAGCUCUUCCUCCUCCUCAUCAUCAGGCCGCGUGCACACGUCUGCCAACGACACCGCCUCGGGCAUAGAGUCGGUGCAGGCCUUCUACACCAGGGCCAAGGACUCGGACCGGCUGCUGGAGCUGGACGUGUACGCGUCCGGUCAGGGGGUGGAGCAGGAUAAGUGGAUAGACCUGUGUUCGUUCCUGGGGCUGGGGUACAGCAUGGUCGAGAGGCAGAAGCUGUGGUAUUUUCCGAAAUAGGCUUUUCUUCUUUUGCAUAGUUAGCGGCGCUUUGGAUGUCUUUGGCUUUUUGUUUGCACCUAGCGAUGCUUGAUUUUUUUUUGAAUUCGGUUGCUUAUAAUCCCAUCGUUGUGGAAUCGUUGUGGAUCAAUUGCCUCUCGGCCCACAUGCACUGCAUGAUAACGUUAGAAUACCACAGCUCGUCAGGCUUGUCCGGUGGCUACUAUUAUUGUACAGUGAUGCAUUCCCUCGUUGCAAC